This is a messenger RNA of Pseudo-nitzschia multistriata, 885 nucleotides long. NCBI's taxonomy places the organism in Eukaryota, Bacillariophyta, Bacillariophyceae, Bacillariales, Bacillariaceae. The record is from the annotation of a GenBank genome assembly.
GAGAGUGGAAAUCGUUGUGAGAGUACGAAUAUUCCAUUUACAAAAAAACUUGAAUUUUGUUCCAUUUUGUUCCCAUUCGAAAGACACGAAAUAAAGAAAAAUUGGAAAUCAAUAAGCACAAAGACAGGAGCAAUAGGGACAAACAACAGCCACGCCACACGAGCACCAUGACCCUUCGAUCCGGAGCAAGGGGGGGAGGCCGCCUCUUGCUAGACGAGUGCCCGACCAACCCCGAUUACCUGCGCCCCGCCUGCGCCACGAUGGACACCGACAUGGUCUGUGACUACGGACACAUCUACGUGGGUUGCUCCUGGGAAACCCUUGCGUGCAUCCCCAUUACCACCUGCGAGUGCGGUGCGGACGGGACCUGGAGCUGCCGGAGCCUCGCCAUGGCACAAUGCGAGACCAAACCGGAGGACCUGCCCUUUGGCCAAACCUGCGAGAUCGGAUCCAUGGCACCAUCGCUGGGGCCGUCGCUGGGGCCAUCGUUGGAGCCAUCGUUGGAUCCGUCGCCGUGGCCGUCGCCGUCCGGGAUCGGAGAGGCACGGAUCAACCUCCAGCUCGCGAAGGACGGGACCGCAAACGCCGUGAGUGGCGCGCCGGGCGCUUGGAACCUAGCGGGCCCGGGGACGGCGCUGGCGGCCGCCGCGGUUGCGGCCUGGUGGUGGACGAUCGAAUCCUGGUAGCCGCCGGCCGCACGCGACCGGUUUUCGGUGUUUCCCCCCCCGUUUCGCCGCGGUCGGCGUCCGGUGCUGUCGUUCCGGAGUCCCUUUCCACCGCGGCCCGGCUUUGUAGAGGCAAGGGAUUCUGGUGCAUCUUUGUCGGCACUGGCAGGAACCCAUCCUUUGCUCUGAAUUCGAUUUUAUCCUUCUAAAGACAUUUAUG